CUGUCAUUAAAUUUGCUAUUUCAAAAGAUCCCGCAAAGCACUUCCUGGACGGGUCUCUGGAGAUGAAUCGUAUAGGUUUACAUCGUUGACGAAAGAGAAAGUAAGGCCUAUACAAUGGACGGUGGCGGAGAUGAAAUAUCAGAUGAACGGAUAGCGGAGGCUUGUCUCAGAGGGGUCAUGGAGCAGGAGCUGAGGGAGGGCCACCAGGACGUCGAGGCUCCGGCGCUGCCAUCGGGCCCCGAGCCGCAGAGUGAGGCGGAGAGAGAUUUGAUGGAUGAGUUGGGCCGAAGGGUUCGCCAACAGAGCUCCAUUCUCAAAGGCAACCAAGAGUUACAAGACUCCAUCGAUGGGGUGAUUCGAAUGCCAGGUUCAAUGAUUGACAAGUUCUCACAGCUGGCAGGCAAAGUGUUUAAGAAUGGAGUGACCUGGGAUAAAAUCAUAUUGCUGUUCUAUGUUGCCGGAAGGAUGGCAAUAAAGGUGAUGGAAGAUAAUCUGCCUCUACUGGUGAUUGAGAUCUUCAAGAUAGCGUUGAAUUACUUCAAGGAGAAACUACUGGGCUGGGUCACUAGCCAUGGAGGAUGGAGCAACUGUCUGUCAGAGCUAAGUGGCCGUAUGCAGGGCAUGCCACUCACCACCAAGCAGACACUCAUCAUCAUCGCCGGCCUGGCCUUCCUGAGCAUCGUCGCCUGGAAGCGGACACGGAGGGCCUGAGGCCAGGGCCAUGGAGGGCCUGAGGCCAGGGCCAUGGAGGGCCUGAGGCCAGGGCCACGGAGGGCCUGAGGCCAGGGCCACGGAGGGCCUGAGGCCAGGGCCACGGAGGGCCUGAGGCCAGGGCCACGGAGGGCCUGAGGCCAGGGCCACGGAGGGCCUGAAGCCAGGGCCACGGAGGGCCUGAGGCCAGGGCCGCUUCCAGCCAUUUGGGUGAUUGCUUAGUGGUAGUUAUGACUCCAUUUCACCUACAGAUUUUGAUCUUACUCUCAUUUUGACAGAGAAAUCGGUUAUACCAGCCUGUUAUCAGUAUCAGUCACAUUCAGUUACUCAGUGGUGUAUUGUAAGGAUAGGUUUCUUCAGAUUGCAAAAUUAUUUUUACGAACAGAUUUUUUUAUAUUUGUAUAUGACAUAGGGCAAAGAAAAAUAAUGCAUGCUCCGCAAAAAUAAAUAACUAAAUAAGCAGGCCCCGUCCAUGCAGUAUACGCUCUGGCUCGGCUGCAUGUCUGACAUGGCAGAAGUCGAAGAGCUCGUCCCUCGUUGCGGAUCAUCGUCCGUUAUCUGGAAAUAUUUCGGAUUUAGGGCAAGCGAUUUGAACCAGCAUCAAACAAUCUUCAAAGUGUGCCGUAGAGCUGUGUCAGCGCCGCAAGGCAACACAACUAAUUAAUUCGGCCACCUGAACACACACCACAAAAUAGUCUGACGAAGGCAUGAAUGCUAUAAAAGUGUUGCAUCGGCUGCUAACACGAGUCGUCCCACGUCUAGCCAGACGUCCAUAAAACGAGCCUGUACAGCAUGACACCGUGUCCAUCAGGUCACAAAGACGCACCGAAAUCGCCAAUGCAAUCACAUUCCAUUUGGCCAAAGAUAUGUGUCCAAUAAACACCGUCGGUAAUGAAGUCUUCAAGAAAAUGGUAAACAUACUGGACAAUAGGUAUGUUAUCCCCUCGCGCAAUUAUUUUUCAUUUUGCAUUCUCUGGUGGCAUAUUUAUUUUAGUAAUCCUAUUUAUUUAAACGCCUUAUUUUCAAGUUUAACAAAUCUUUUACAAUUUAAACAUUGUCAAAUCUGUGCCCUGUUGAUUUUAAGUUGGUGAUAUCUCUGCAAAGAUUUGUACAUUAGCAGGAAUGUAGCACAAUGGUUCACGGUUGUUAAAGCAGUGUUAUGUUAACGUGAUUGUUCAAUACAAAUAUUUGUCAAUCAAAUGAAUAAUCGUGGUAAAUAAUCGGGAUAUCAGUAUUGAUCAAAAUAAUUGUGAUAAUCAUGUUGGCCAUAAUCCCGCACCCCUAAUAUUUCUUUAUUUCUUUAUUUCAAGGAUAGCCCCUUGAGAUGUAUCAUCUCAUUUUCGAGGGGGUCCUUACAAUAAUGACAAAUAAUACAAUGAAAGUAAAAAGUAAGUUAUAAACAUAAAUUCAAACACAUAAGCACAA
Messenger RNA from Gadus macrocephalus (Pacific cod), 2136 nucleotides. Its product is annotated as apoptosis regulator BAX-like. Gene Ontology annotation, cellular component: mitochondrial outer membrane. The coding region runs from base 115 to 711 and encodes 198 amino acids. The transcript has 6 exons. The record is from RefSeq and is a predicted model, not a curated record. Gene Ontology annotation, biological process: intrinsic apoptotic signaling pathway in response to DNA damage; regulation of apoptotic process; extrinsic apoptotic signaling pathway in absence of ligand. NCBI's taxonomy places the organism in Eukaryota, Metazoa, Chordata, Actinopteri, Gadiformes, Gadidae. Gene Ontology annotation, molecular function: protein heterodimerization activity; protein homodimerization activity.